CGGGCGCUGCCAUCUUGCACUGGUGACGUCAUUUGGAGCCAGAGUCUGCGCAGUAGUAAUCGGUGUUUGAGCUGUCAUAAGCCGCUCUGUGAGGGAUUCUGCAUGGAAACGCUUCUGGCGGUGGUGCUGCUGCUGCUCCAGCUAAAAGGCAAAGUUGGCUUACUGGUUGAGAUAUGCCAGCUGCUGACCAGCUGCAAGGGCAUUAAAACAAAGAGUAAAAACUGGGGCUUUUUUGGCAACUGCUGCUAGAUGCUGCUUCGGUAGCACUGCUGCCAUUUUGGCCUGAAAACACCGACUGGACAACAACACAGAACCUGCAGACACACAGCCCGCAAAAAAAAUAAUUCAUAAGCAUUCAUAGUUAUUUCAAAGAAGAGAAACUGUAUGAAAUGUCAUGCUGUAACAACAAAUGCAACUAUUUGAUCAUCUGCUCUCAUUUUGGUUUGCAAUCUGUAACCAUUAUACUGAAACCUACAGGGUACAGUGCUGGUAAACAGAGCUGAAUGGAGAAAGUCAGCGGAGAAGACAUACAGGGAGAGAGAAACAGGAAGAGGCGGGCAGAUGUGUUUGGAGAGAGAGAUCAGAGGUGCAGUUUUUGUUUUGGCCUCUUUCGCUGGAUUUGUCUUGUUUGGUGUGUUUGGGACUGAACCAUGGAGCUGUCGGAUAUCUCUUUCCCCAUCCCUGCCGCUGAUGAUUUCUAUGACGACCCCUGCUUUAACACCAGCGACAUGCACUUCUUCGAGGACCUGGACCCGCGGCUGGUCCAUGUGGGCCUACUGAAGCCGGACGACUCCUCCUCUUCGGCCUCACCCUCCCCUUCCUCCUCCUCUUCCUCCUCCCCGUCCUCCCUCCUGCAUCUCCAUCACCACGCAGAGGGGGAGGACGACGAGCACGUCCGCGCCCCCAGCGGGCAUCACCAGGCGGGCCGCUGCCUGCUCUGGGCCUGCAAGGCCUGCAAGCGGAAGACCACCAACGCAGAUCGGCGGAAGGCGGCCACGCUGCGGGAACGCCGGCGACUAAGCAAGGUGAACGACGCCUUCGAGACCCUGAAGCGCUGCACGUCGGCAAACCCCAACCAGCGGCUGCCCAAAGUGGAGAUCCUGCGCAACGCCAUCAGCUACAUCGAGUCCCUGCAGGCCCUGCUGCGCGGCGGGCAGGACGACGGCUUCUACCCGGUGCUGGAGCACUACAGCGGGGACUCAGACGCCUCCAGCCCCCGCUCCAACUGCUCCGACGGCAUGACGGAUUUUAAUGGCCCGACCUGUCACUCAAACAGAAGAGGAAGUUAUGACAGAAGCUCUUAUUUCUCAGAGACUCCAAACGGCGGUCUGAAAAGUGACCGGAGCUCGGUGGUCUCCAGUCUGGACUGUCUGUCCAGCAUUGUGGAGCGGAUCUCUACAGACAACAGCAGCCUGCUUCCAGCUGCCGAUGGCCCCGAGUCCCCUCCAACAGACCAGGCCGGUGAGGCCGCAGCUCCCGGGCCAGUCCAGCUCCCCUCACCGACCGCCGGCCAGGACCCGAACGUGAUCUAUCAAGUCCUAUAGACCUUCACACCUGGGACUUUACCAUCCUGACACACAUCACAGAAGUUUUUUUUUUUUAACAUCCGUCCACACCUCUUUUUAUUUCCUUGUAUGGAAGGUCAUUCCUGCCAGAAAAACUAAAUUCAGUGUGAAAGAUCACUCCUGAGCUUUUGAGAGUUUGUCAAUUUAAAGAAACAUCUUACUUAUUGGGCUUUUACUGAGUUCUCAAACGCAUCGCACAGACUUCAUCAAUACAUGGACUUCAAAUUUUAUAGAUUUUAUAGUUACUGUGCAAACUCCAUGUUCUGAUGAAGACCGUGAGAUACAGUCAAACUUUGGAAAUGUGCUAGUGCUUGGGGCUCCAGUUAAGAAGAAGAACAACAACACAAAGUUUAUAUCUUAAUAUUAAGUCUUAAUUGUAAAAUAAGGAUUGUUCAAAAAUCCAUAUUCUUAGUGUAUCAGCGACAAAUAAUAAAUGUUUUAAAUAAAAAUAUAUAAAGUAUAUACAAAAACUAUGUGAUAUUUUAAAUGUCAUAAUUUAAAAUUUUGAAUUUGUAAUUUUAAAAAAAAGGGGAAACAUUUUGUUUAUCCCACACAGGGAAACUGAUAAAAUGGUGGAAACUGAAAUACAAAUGAAAAUGAAUGUAAAACUCAAAAUCAUAAUUUGGACCUUGAUGUUGAUUUGAUCAUUCCAAAAAUUUCUACACAUGAAAUAAAUUGUCUUGGCAUGAAUGACCUUCCACAGUUCAGUAUGUUUGAGCCCCUGAAUGCUGGGAAAUGUAGUUUUUGCAACGUUUUUUUUUUUGAAAAACAGAAUUUUCUGAUGAGUUCAGUUCUUGCUGUACUUUUUAAAAUUUGUUUUAAGUUAUGAAAACAUAUUUAAGCUUCAGCUGAGUCAUUCAGAUGGAUUUUUCUUCCUUUCUUACUUUAAUGUCUAUUUGAUGAAGGACGGAGGCCAAAAAACCAAAACAUCCAUUUACAUUCCUCCACUUUUUGUCCAUCUGAAGUCCUUAAGAGCCCCAGCUGUUCAAUUCCCUCAGGAAAAAAAGACAAUAAUCCUGUGAUAUAUAAAAACUUAACAAUUUCUGUAGAAACACUGCAGUAUUAAACAACAGAAGCCACAGACUCAUAUACAACUGUGGGAGUACUGUAGUGACUUCCUGUCCAAGUCACACUAAAAAUAGAGAAAAAGUUAUUUCAUUUAUCAUUCACUGCAGCGGAGGACCAUAUUGUUUCUGUACAUAUUAUGUAAAUAAGAGCUGAUUUGUUCCAACUGAAAGUAUUAAUUAUGUAUUUAAUGUUUCUGUCUGUAUGUGCUUUUGUUUGUUGUGAAAAUGUUAAACUUUAUAUUUAUACAUCUGAAAACUGAG
This is a messenger RNA of Micropterus dolomieu (smallmouth bass), 2893 nucleotides long. It is a transcript of the gene myod1, whose product is annotated as myogenic differentiation 1. The transcript has 5 exons. NCBI's taxonomy places the organism in Eukaryota, Metazoa, Chordata, Actinopteri, Centrarchiformes, Centrarchidae. Gene Ontology annotation, biological process: muscle organ development; regulation of transcription by RNA polymerase II; positive regulation of myoblast differentiation. Gene Ontology annotation, molecular function: DNA-binding transcription factor activity, RNA polymerase II-specific; protein dimerization activity; RNA polymerase II cis-regulatory region sequence-specific DNA binding. The record is from RefSeq and is a predicted model, not a curated record. Bases 651 to 1544 code for a protein of 297 amino acids.